Molecule: messenger RNA, 1934 nt
Organism: Sphaeramia orbicularis (orbiculate cardinalfish)
Lineage: Eukaryota; Metazoa; Chordata; Actinopteri; Kurtiformes; Apogonidae
Gene: fbxl13
Product: F-box and leucine-rich repeat protein 13
Exons: 16
Cellular component (GO): cytoplasm
Molecular function (GO): protein binding
Source: RefSeq, a predicted model, not a curated record
UGCUAGUAAGAAACAUGAGAAAGUUUUCUGCACAUCUUGACUGCAUGGCAUAAAGUUACCAUGGAGGCAAAAAACACAAAAGACUAUUUUAAGAAGCUGGAAAUAGACAUUGAAAAGGGCAGUGGAGACCACCAGCCUCAGGAAGAAUGUGAUGGUCUUUCAAAGCUCCCGCGUAGUGUCAUACUGAAGAUCUUUCAGUGUCUACGUUUACGAGACUUGCUAAAAUGUGCUGAAGUGUGUUACUCAUGGAAGGCUGUAGUCCAGUCGGGGACACUAUGGAAUCAGAUUAACUUCUCUGUAGAGGCAGACUGGAUAACCGACAGCACAGUGAAGCAGAUUUUGAAAAGCUACCGCCCAUUUGUUCGGUAUCUCAACCUGCGUGGCUGCACUUCCCUACAGUGGCACAGCUUGAAAUUUAUCAGUGAAUGCAGAAAUCUUCUGGAACUCAACAUGUCAGAGUGUUCUAAUAUUACCGAUACGAUGGUUCAGAGAAUCGCAGAGGGCUGUCCCUCCCUGCUCUACUUGAAUCUAUCUUGCACACUUGUUACAAACAUAACUCUCAGAGAACUCUCCAGGAACCUGCUCAGCCUUCAAUACCUGAGUUUGGCUUACUGCUAUAAAUUCACAGAUGAAGGUUUUCUGUACCUGACAACAGGAAAGGGCUGCCGCAGACUCAUCCACCUCGACCUGUCCGGCUGCACUCAGAUGACAGUAAACGGGUUCAGGUACAUUUCGACUGGAUGCCCCUCCCUAACUGAGAUUGUGCUCAAUGACCUGCCCACCCUCUCAGAUAACUGUAUCAUGGCCCUGGUUGCUGAAUGUCGCUGUCUUUCUGCUGUUUCUCUGUUGGAUGCACCUAAUCUGUCUGAUGCUGCUCUAAGAGCCAUUGCUAAAGUAGCCAAACUCCGGACUUUUAGCACAGAGGGCAACAAUCAGUUUACAGACUGGAAGGCCCUGUGCACCAGCUCCCCAGACCUCUGCACACUUCACGCCACAGAAUGCCUCAGAAUGACUGAUGCCAGCCUCAGAUCUGUGGGGGCCCUCAAGAACCUGCAAUACCUUAACAUCUCACUAUGUAUCAAUGUGACCAAUGCAGGGAUCCAGUACUUGACUGAAGGCGCCUCAUCAGCCAAACUGCGAGAGCUGAACAUCAGUCACUGCAGUCGCAUCAGUGACACAUCUGUCAAGAGGAUCACACAAAGGUUGUGUCAACUUUACCAUCUCAACCUGAGUUACUGUGAAGGAGUGACUGACGUGGCUCUGAAGUGGCUGAGUGACAGCUCUAUCUGCUCACUUGACAUCAGUGGCUGCAACAUCCAGGAUCAGGGUCUUGCUACUCUGAAGAGACUUCCCUUGAAGAAUUUGGUUCUGGCCAAGUGUGUCUUUGUCACGGAUGUUGGCAUAGAGAAGCUCUGCAAAAACAUGAGAGAUCUGGAACAUGUAGACGUGUCUCACUGUGUAGCUCUGUCUGACUCGGCCAUUAGAGCUCUGUCUUUUCACUGCAGAGGCCUUAUCACACUGCGGAUGUCAGGUUGUACCAAGAUGACAGAUAUGUCGGUUCAGUACCUGACAACUGGAGCUCAGUACCUGAGGGAACUCGACGUGAGCGGCUGUGUUCUUCUCACUGAUCGCACUCCCCACUACUUGGAAAGGAUCUGUCCUCCACUCUGCUCCGUUACCAUGACCUGCUGCAGUGGUAUCUCCAAAUCUGCUGCCUUAAAGCUGCAGCCACGUGUGGACUCUUGGGAACACAACAGCGUUCACCCUCCCUACUAGUUUGGAUAUAAUGACCUAUAAAGACUGAGGACACUGGGGAAGAAGAGGAGGAGCAAAUAAUGAAGACAAGAACAGCAAGUACAGAUAGGAUGGAAAAAUAACAAAAUAAAUCAAGAUACUGCAUAAUAAAAAAUCAUAACCACCAGUUUGUUUGUUUU